Messenger RNA from Cydia strobilella, 1350 nucleotides. RefSeq names its product dynein regulatory complex protein 9-like. The coding region runs from base 57 to 1307 and encodes 416 amino acids. The transcript is spliced from 10 exons. The record is from RefSeq and is a predicted model, not a curated record. Gene Ontology annotation, molecular function: protein binding. Gene Ontology annotation, biological process: cilium organization. Gene Ontology annotation, cellular component: motile cilium; cytoplasm. NCBI's taxonomy places the organism in Eukaryota, Metazoa, Arthropoda, Insecta, Lepidoptera, Tortricidae.
AACAGUGACAUUUUUGGCGACAUAUUGUAGUUUUAAUAUCUUAGUAAUUUUACAACAUGAAUAAAAAUAGGAUUAUGAGCGUGGCAGAGGGCCCCUGGGGCAGAGCGACUAUUUAUUCAAAUGAACCAAUAGAAGAAAAUAACACCCAGAAAGUCAAGGCACAGGAACCAGAGAGGCCGAUAACAUUUCUCAUGGAAAAGAAACAUUCAGAGACAUCGCAGGAGACUGUCGUUUCUUGUUACAAGUUUCAAAAUAUCUCAAUUAAGAGCUCUAUGACCAGUACUGACGAUAUUUAUCGAUUACCCAACUUCGAGGCGUCGUUAUUUGCUACUGUCUUCGAGGACACCAUCACAGAGUUGCGGAUAUUAGUUGAGUGCAACACAGAGAUGCGCAUAAGCAAGCUACAGUCGGACAUGGGGUUACUGCUGGCGAUAAAGUUUGGUGUGAAGCAGCCCUUGUUCAAAGAUGUCCUGGACGGCAUCGACCCUAAACACUUGGACUGUAACGAAUACAAGCUCAACAAGCUGGAUGCAGACAGGAAUUAUCUAGCGGAAGUGCUACAGACCUCGUACACGGACUUAGCGCUGAACAAGUCCUACGGAAUCCUCGCCGAGCAUGUGAAGAAGAUCGUGGACCGGGACAACUACCGCGCAGAACUCCAGGAGGCUGAGGCUAGGCAUAGAAUACUUCGACGAGACACGAACCGACAACUGCGACAACAGCGGAACCACAUCAAGUCCGUCACUUACGAUACUAACGCUAUCAUCGACGAUCUGCGCACACAAGUGGAGGAUUUCACUUUAAACGCCGAGACGUGCACACGCUACGUCAACAACUGGGAGCGCGCGCGCACCGAACAGCAUCUCCAGACGAUCUACGACUCCGAGUAUACGCCAUCACAGGUGGUUGAGUACUUCAAGCAACGCACUGAUAACGAGCAGCGUGUGCAUACUGAGGUGGAGCUACUCAUCAACAUCGCUAUUAACGAAACAUUGGAAGAAGUCGAAAGGUGGAUGGAAAAAUAUGACAAGGACAUGGAAAAAAUCGAUUUGAAAAUACAAAUAAAGAAGAAUGACUACCAAAACGCACGUGACGAGAGAAUGGCAUUGGAGGACACGAUCGAAAAGCACGACAAACUCAUGAAAGACUGGAUCCACUUCAAGGAUGAGCGCGAGAAGGAGCGCCAGUACCGCGAGACCAUGAACAAAUCGGCUAUCACCGUGCAAGCUUGGUGGCGCGGCUUGCUCGUCCGAAGGCAACUCGGGCCGUACAAGCCACCGAAGAAGCCACCCCCGAAAAAGAAGUAGCAAGUCUUUAGCUAAUAAAAUUGUUUUUGAAGGGAUUAUUCAA